Molecule: messenger RNA, 402 nt
Organism: Vicia faba (fava bean)
Lineage: Eukaryota; Viridiplantae; Streptophyta; Magnoliopsida; Fabales; Fabaceae
Source: the annotation of a GenBank genome assembly
AUGAACUAUUUUAAUGGAACUAUACCAACAAUGCUUGGACAGUUAAAAUUCUUAGAAACGUUGAAUUUCUCACAUAAUAAUCUAUCCGGUGUUAUUCACUUUAGUUAUGGUGAGUUGUUAGCCUUGGCAAACGUUGAUAUAUCAUACAACCAAUUGGAGGGUUCAAUUCUAAGCAUUCCAGCAUUCCAAAAAGUUUCAAUUGAAACAUUAAGAAAUAACAAAGGCUUGUGUGGUAGCGUCUCUGGCCUUAUGCCUUGCUCAACAUCAAGUGGAAAGGUUCAUGGUCAUAAGCCUAACAAACUUUUGGAUGUUAUUAGCAUCAUUUGCUUAUGGGCUCGCAUAUCAUCUCAAUCAAACUUCAAGCAAAAAAGAAUUCAAGGAUGUAGACGAAUCGCAUGCUAA